UAACUUAAAUAAAUUAAUCAAUGUUUGAUGUCAUUGUCUGUUCCAGUUGAGGAGGAUGGAGGAGUCUCACCAGGAAGCUACAGAGAAGGAGGUAGAGAGGAUUCUGGGAUACCUGCAGGGCUACUUCAAUGACGACCCCACAUCUCCCAUCUCCUACUAUGAGUUUGUCAUAGACCCCACCUCCUUCUCCCGCUCGGUGGAGAACAUCUUCCACACCUCCUUCCUGGUCAGGGAUGGUGUGGCGAGGAUGUACCUGGACCACGAUAGACUUCCUUGUAUCGCUCCUGUAGAAGAAGGGGAGGUGGAGGUUGGUGGAACAUCCAGCAGUGUGUCAUCUCUAUCAGCCCCAAGAGUUGGAAGGAGAUAAUUGAGGUCUUUUGUAUCAGCGAGCCUCUGAUCCACCCUCCCAGCACACAGCACACAGAAUGAUUACUGCUCCUUUUUAAAAAACAUCAUCAUCUUAUUGACUUUAACUCUAGCUGUAAAUAUUUUGUUUUCUAUAAAUAGUUGUUGUUCACAGUUUUUAAAUUCAUGACAUUUAUUUUGAUUAAAAAGAGAGAACCGAACUUGUUGUUGUUUUACUUCAAGGAAGAGAAGAAACCUUUUUUAUUGUAGCUUUUUAUCCACGUGACUGAGGGCCUCUGCGUUGUGUUUAGACUAGACUUACCUAUAAGGAUCAGGGUUGGUGAUAUUGUAUCCUCUGAUAAUGACAGGAAAAUCUUCUAUGAACA
Molecule: messenger RNA, 731 nt
Organism: Oncorhynchus gorbuscha (pink salmon)
Lineage: Eukaryota; Metazoa; Chordata; Actinopteri; Salmoniformes; Salmonidae
Product: non-structural maintenance of chromosomes element 4 homolog A-like
Exons: 5
Coding region: 56-367 (103 amino acids)
Biological process (GO): DNA repair
Cellular component (GO): nucleus; Smc5-Smc6 complex
Source: RefSeq, a predicted model, not a curated record